This is a messenger RNA of Serpula lacrymans var. lacrymans S7.9, 1033 nucleotides long. RefSeq lists its product as uncharacterized. Gene Ontology annotation, cellular component: cytosolic large ribosomal subunit; ribosome. The record is from RefSeq and is a predicted model, not a curated record. Lineage: Eukaryota; Fungi; Basidiomycota; Agaricomycetes; Boletales; Serpulaceae. Gene Ontology annotation, molecular function: structural constituent of ribosome. Bases 379 to 768 code for a protein of 129 amino acids. Gene Ontology annotation, biological process: translation. The transcript has 7 exons.
CCGCUGCUCCAAUGCUUCAAGUUCUUGCUUAUUUUUCUACAUAGGCAACUAGAAAACUAAAAAUUAUAUCUACUGGUCAAGUUCCGACAGUCUAAAGCUCAACAACUGUAUCUGGAGAAAAAAGACAUAUAUAUAGGGCUUUAUUGCAUCUGACAAGCGGGUCAGGUCGGCAUCUUUCGGUGUAUAUCAAUCUGACGCUUGGACUCUCGGGCUGUGUACUUGUGCGACGUUCCCGUGACGCACACUUUUUUCCCUCCAACUUCAAAGUCCGCCACCUCCACCAAUCUAGGGCCGAGGCUAAACUUUACAGGGUAUCUCCAGCUCAAGCUCCAGUCGUGAUUUUUGUUUGUUCUCUUGCUGCGUAGCAGAUAGGUUAUCAUGGCCAUUAAAAUUCCCAUUAUCAAAAAGCGGACCAAAUGCUUCAAGCGCCAUCAAUCCGACCGUUAUCACAGCGUCAAAGACGCUUGGCGCAAGCCUAAAGGGAUUGACAACCGCGUGAGACGGCGAUUCAAGGGUCAGCUUCCUAUGCCUAGUAUUGGAUAUGGGAGCAACAAGAGAACUCGUCAUCUCCUCCCCAAUGGCUAUAAAAGAUUUCUCAUAUGCAACUGGAAAGAAAUCGACAUUCUUAUGAUGCACAACAAAAGGUUUGCAGCAGAAAUAGCUCAUAAUGUUAGCAGUCGGAAUCGCGUGUUGAUACUUGAGAGAGCCAAAGUCCUUGGUGUCAAGGUCGUCAAUGUCACUGCACGCUUACAAGUAGAAGAAAUAUGAGUUAUCCUAAGUUACAUAGCACCAUGUGUGUUAACUACAGGAUCUGCUUACACCUAUAUAUAUGUUCUCUGAGCUUUAACCCAUGGUGGGCUUGUGUAUUCAUACUAUCAAUGGGCAGCUACUGUUGUUGGACAGGUAUUACGAUCCGUACCAGUUGUGUUUUUCGACUUCCACAGAUUCGGAAAUUGUUGUACAUGUAGCUAGAAAAUUGUCGGAGGUAGAAUAGACUUUAACUUUGAGCUCGUACUGGAACUCACUUUUCAGA